This is a messenger RNA of Vigna unguiculata (cowpea), 1822 nucleotides long. RefSeq lists its product as uncharacterized. The record is from RefSeq and is a predicted model, not a curated record. Gene Ontology annotation, molecular function: phosphatidate cytidylyltransferase activity. NCBI's taxonomy places the organism in Eukaryota, Viridiplantae, Streptophyta, Magnoliopsida, Fabales, Fabaceae. Gene Ontology annotation, cellular component: mitochondrion. Gene Ontology annotation, biological process: CDP-diacylglycerol biosynthetic process; cardiolipin biosynthetic process.
CAUCCCGUUUUUCGAACUCGGUGACUCGGUCUCAAACUCGCGAGUCUGAUACGAGUCAGCGAGUUAACUCCGAGUUUAAAAAAUAACGAGUUUAUAUGCGAGUUAACUCGUCAACAGUGUCAUGACUCGCUCGUACGGGUUUACGAGUCAACCCGCGAGUUCGAUAACCUUAUUUAACCCUUUGAAAAUGGUGAGAUGGGUGAAACGGUUCGGGCCAGAUUAGCCUUCGGCCAUGGGCUACCCGUUUUCCUCACUAUUUUGUCUUAUUUUGUUUCUGAUUCCGAUGCACUUAAACUGUUCGAACAAACUCACCACCGAUCCUUCACUUUUCCAAACAUGAGUCUUGGUCUUUCGUCCUUUACAAGCUGCUAAUGCUAAAGUUUUGAUGACAACACUGUAAAAAAGCUAUUUUCUGAGUUUAAGUUGUGCCUACACUAUAUGUUGUAGCCACAAGCAUUAUGGUUAUGGACAAUGCAUCAGUUCGCAGUUUUCUUCAGGUUCUCCCCCCUGUUGAGUUUGCCUGCGUCUAUGGAUCAUCUCUUCAUCCUUCCAACCGCGACAAGACUACCAUGACAGAUUAUAUUAUAGGUGUGGCUGACCCCAAACAGUGGCAUUCUGAGAAUCUUAAAUUGAAUAAGCAUCACUAUGCGUCCUGGAUGGUGCACCUUGGUGGGGAGAGGCUGAUGGCGAUCUUAUCUCAUGCUAUAUCUUGAUGUGACAUAUAAGAUUACGGGAGUUGCUGAUAAAAUUGGUAUGGGAGUACAUUUCAACCCUUUUGUCUGUUGGAAUGGAAAGCUAUUCAAGUAUGGUGUUGUUCGAAUGCAUGACUUACUUCAAGAUGUACACUAUUGGGAGAAAUUCUACUUGUGUGGUCGGUUACAGAAACCAGUUCACGUUGUUGUUGAUAAUUUAGAUGUUAACAGCACCAAUUCUGUUAACUUGAGAGCUGCAGUAUCUGCUGCUCUUCUCCUGCUUCCAUCAGAAUUCACAGAGGCAGAUCUGUAUGCCAAAGUAUGUAGCCUCUCAUCCACGGGGGAUGUACGCAUGUUAUUCGCUGAGGAUAAAAACAAGGUGAAGAAGAUAGUUUCUGGGCAGUUUGAUCUAUUCCACUCAAUGUAUAAGCCAUUUCUUGAAGAAUAUGAGGCUAAAAAGUUAUUGAGACUUUCAUCAACUGCCAAUAAUCAAAUACAUAUCUCUCAGGAUUUUGACUUAUCAGUUGAUUCUUCUCUGGUUUCUGCACUUCCUCCAUCAAUCAGAAACCAAAUCAGAAUGAAAGGAGUGAAAGAAAAAUUAUGGGAAACUGGAAGAGCCAUAAAUGAUACUCAAAGUAGCUUAAGAGAAGAAGCUGCUAAUUCCUUACAGAGAAUUCUGAGGCGUAGAGUAAUGGUUUCAAGUGCAAGGCAGGCUGUAUCUGGUCUUCUAGCUGUUGGUGCGAUAAAUGCAAGCAGGUACCUUACUAAAAAAGUUAGCAAAGCCUGGAAAUCAUGGAGAUGAUUUUUGAUGUAUUCAUAGUCAUAGAGAUGAGAUUUUCUUGCUGACCUUGGAAAGUUUACAUAUUUAGAUUGGUGACCAUUUUCAGUUCUCAUUUCAUCCUUUCCUAUUCCCUCAUCUUGGAGGUAACAUUUCCUUAAUUCUCUUGAGAAGCACAUAUACUUGGCAACAGGUAUGGGCAGGGUGUUUGAUUUGUCAAUACAUUUUGUAGUUAAAUUUAGCUGUGCUUUGUUAGGCAAGUGGAGUUGUCAGCCAUAAUACCAACAACCUGAAUGAAUUUUAUCUUGUGAUUUUCACAUUUGAAAUACAAGGUGACUUCAUUCUCUCUUCA